This is a messenger RNA of Zingiber officinale, 1386 nucleotides long. RefSeq names its product vacuolar protein sorting-associated protein 20 homolog 2-like. The record is from RefSeq and is a predicted model, not a curated record. Bases 140 to 829 code for a protein of 229 amino acids. Gene Ontology annotation, biological process: late endosome to vacuole transport via multivesicular body sorting pathway; vesicle budding from membrane. The transcript is spliced from 6 exons. Gene Ontology annotation, cellular component: multivesicular body; ESCRT III complex. NCBI's taxonomy places the organism in Eukaryota, Viridiplantae, Streptophyta, Magnoliopsida, Zingiberales, Zingiberaceae.
CUGUUUCUAUUCUUGUUUUAAAACGGUCUGUCCCGUGUGGCUUGGCCUUCUCUUCUUUCACCUUUCUCUUUGUCUUCCUCGAGGCUUUUUUGGUGUAUUCGCUUAUUCUGCCUUGUUCUGGUGGAGGCGGUGGCGAUCGAUGGGGAAUGUGUUCAUCAAGAAGCCCAGGAUCACGGAGGUGGAUAAAGCCAUCCUCUUGCUCAAGACCCAACGCCGCAAGCUCGCCCUGUACCAGCAGCAGCUAGAAACUGUGAUUGGAGCUGAGAAACAAGCAGCCAGGGAUUUGAUUCAGGAGAAGAGGAAAGACCGGGCAUUGCUUGCACUUAAGAAGAAGAAAGCACAAGCGGACCUCCUCAAACAAGUUGAUGGUUGGCUUAUAAACGUUGAACAACAAUUGGCAGAUGUUGAAUUGGCAAGCAAGCAGAAAGCUGUAUUUGAAAGCCUAAAGACGGGAAGCAAUGCCAUAAAAUCUAUACAAAGUGAAAUCAGUCUAGAGGACGUUCAAAAGCUUGUGGAUGAUUCUGCUGAGGCAAAGGCUUAUCAAGAUGAAAUAAACGCAAUAUUGGGACAGAGUUUGUCUCCUCGAGAUGAGGAAGAAGUUCUGGUUGAGUUUGAAAUUUUGGAAACUGAGAUAACCCUUCAAUCCAUACCUAUUCCUGCUCAUUCUGUACCAUCGGUGCCAGAUACUGAAAGACUACAGGCAGAAACAGGUUCCCAAGUCAAGAGCUCAGAAGAUGAAUUCAUCGAUCUUCCUGAUGUACCCACUGGUAACAUCUCAAAGCAAGCAGUGGUAAAACGAAAAGUUCUGGAGGAGCCACUCCCUGCAUGAUUCUCCAAUUGAAACAGACGUAUACUGCAGAGUGGCAAUCCCCGGACAUGUGAAAAAUCCGAAGGUACCGCUGUCUUUUGUUUUAUCUGGUCAUGAUUUGUUAAUAAUUGAUAAAAAAAAUCAGCCUGAAUUUAUUUUCAAUUCUUUAUGUCGUAUAAAUAAUUUAAUAGAUAUGACAGUUAAUUUGUUAGUUCACUCUCAGAGCAAAGAUCCCCAUGAAUAUUAUCAACACAGUGAAACGAGACAGGUCAACAAUACCAUUUCUUUUAAUUCAUAGUGCCCUGGAAUCAGUAAGCUAUUGAACUGGUUUCCUGCUGUUGAAGAACAAGAAAAAAGCUCGAAAAACUAUACAGCAAUGUCUUCAAGGAAGUCAGUCUUCACUUGAGCAAAUGCUUGGGCCUAUGGCUGGAAAUGAGUCAAGUUUUAUAUUGUUCAAGCUUGUUUAUAAAAUAAUCUAGUCUAAAAUGAACUAAAUAGUUGAAAUUGUUGUUCAAACUUAGCUUUAUUUUUUUUUUUGAGUUUGAACUUAGUUCAAAUUUAGAUGAUUUAUUUAGAUA